Molecule: messenger RNA, 2247 nt
Organism: Cyprinodon variegatus (sheepshead minnow)
Lineage: Eukaryota; Metazoa; Chordata; Actinopteri; Cyprinodontiformes; Cyprinodontidae
Gene: tra2b
Product: transformer 2 beta homolog (Drosophila)
Exons: 8
Coding region: 979-1518 (179 amino acids)
Biological process (GO): positive regulation of mRNA splicing, via spliceosome
Cellular component (GO): spliceosomal complex
Molecular function (GO): RNA binding
Source: RefSeq, a predicted model, not a curated record
AGGAGCUAGACUUUUAUAUUCGCUCACACACUACCUGCUAUGGUCAAAGCCUUGCAGACUGUAAACGGGUCUAAGUACAUUCCUCAAUUUUGUCCGUUCUUUAGCCUUAAAUAUGGGCGACAACGACAAAGGCCGGGUUAAGGUUCGACGAAGAAAAUGCAGAAGAAGUCUCAUGUCCACUUUAUUUUCAAUAAUAUGAAGCUCAGAUGCGUGAAGCUGAAUUAUUGAAUGCAUGCUAAACAUGAGGAGGGAAGAACUUUGAGCAGUGUGUGAGAAGGGGAAGUCAGAAGAUGUAAGAAAAUUGAAGAAAGAAGAAUAAUGUGAAGUAAUGAAGUUACAGAAAUGAAGUUAAGGAAGUAAUCUGGAUAAGGUCGCUGCGCUAAGUAAUUUUCUGGUCUAUUUAUCAAAUGCGUGCAUGUCAUUGUUGUUGAAUACAUCACACUUUAAUUUGUUAUUGCUACUUUUUUUUACUUUUGUAUUUUUAAAUCUUAACUACAUAAUUUGUUGAUGUAAUCCUAGUGAUUUCAUGUUCUCAUUGGUUAGACAAAAUAACAUUCAUAAUUGACUAUAUCUACAUCUUUUUUUCUUUUGUUCAAAUUUUCCAGGAUAGUUUGAAUUCUCUACUCAAAUGCUUUGUAGCAUAUUUUUUUCCUUUUUGACCACCUUGUCUGUGGUUAUAACGCGCUGGUGUGUGUGUGUGUGUGGUUCGUUCAGGAGUCCCGCUCCGCUUCCAGGAGCGCGAGUCCCCGUGGCUCUAGGAAGUCGAUAAGCCACUCCCCAGCUCAUUCCAAAGAUGGAUCCCAUCGCUCCCGCUCCAAGUCCUGGUCUGGCUCCAGGUCUAGAUCAGGCUCCCAUUCUCACCAUGGCUCUCGCAGACACUACAGCCAUUCCCGGUCCCGCUCCAGGUCCUACCGGCGUAGAUCUCACAGCAGGUCCUACAGUGGAGAGCGCCGGCGCAGAAGCACCAGUCAUUCACCCAUGUCCAAUAGGCGCAGGCAUAUUGGUAAUCGGGCUAAUCCAGAUCCAAAUGCUUGCCUGGGAGUGUUCGGCUUGAGCUUGUACACCACAGAGAGGGACCUGAAGGACGUCUUCUCCAAGUAUGGGCCCCUGGCAGAUGUUUGCAUCGUGUAUGACCAGCAGUCAAGGCGCUCCAGGGGCUUUGCUUUUGUUUACUUUGAGAACACAGCUGAUGCUAAAGAGGCAAAGGACAGAGCUAAUGGUAUGGAACUGGACGGCCGUAGAAUCCGGGUGGAUUUCUCAAUCACAAAAAGACCUCACACCCCCACACCAGGAAUCUACAUGGGCCGGCCCACAUAUGGCGGAGGUGGUCCUGGUGGACCCAGACGCUAUUCACGUGACUAUGAUCGUGGAUACGACCGCGGAUAUGACAGAAGCUAUGAUCGCUAUGACGACAGGGAUUACUACAGAUCAUACAGACGAAGAUCUCCAUCACCAUACUACAGGGGAGCGUACAGAUCUCGGUCAAGAUCCCGGUCCUAUUCUCCCCGUCGAUAUUGAGCUGUUGAGGCAGACAUUAAUCCCGCCUUUCCAUGGACAGAUGAGAGUUUUCUCCUAAAGAUUCGAAUUUCUUGUAGAUAUCCUACUCUACAUGGGGACAAAUGGGUUUCUUUGAUAUGGAGUUUUUUGAGGAAGUUAUGUAUGAAGUGCUAGAACACCAGCAGUGUAAGCUUUUUAAUGUGGGUAUGUGAAAAAGGAGAGCAGAAAACCUUUUCCCCCAUUACUGCCCCUGGAGCUGUUAUCUUUCUGCAAAAUGUGAAACUUGGGAGUUGUUCAUCUGCCCAUUUCUCAGUUGGUUAGUUUGGUUUUGUGUAAUCUGGUGUUUAAAUGCCCCAACCUGGUGUAGCCUCUCAGAAUUGCUGCGUCUCCCACGGUCUCCAGGUGCAGUUAAUGUUCCUGUCAGGAAAGGCUUUGUAGCUUCACAAAAUAUAUACAGCAUCAUUAGUUUCUGAGAAAUACAGUAUGCUUUUAUUUAAAAGACCAAUUUCUCAUCCAGUUCCACAUUAAAGAAACCAAACUCUCCCACACAGUUGAUCCGCAUUCUUCCUCUUUCUUAUAUUUGAUCAGUAUAAAUGGAAUCACAUGUAAAGCAGUGCCCUCAUUGUUUUUUUUUUUUUUUUUAAUGUACAGAAAAGGUUUAUUGUUGUAAAAGCCGUGUUAAAUUAUGGGUUUUGUUGUGUACGAGUGAAAAUUCAACAACCUUAAAGAUUAAAAGGAGUUGUUUUUUUC